CGAUCUGCCAUGUAAAUAUUUGGACAGAGGAUGCUAACUAUAUCUGUGUCCGAAACGAUAAAACGACAGCAACUCCUAAAAAACCGGAGAUAAGAUGAAACCACCUGCUGUAUCGGAGAUAUUAAGUUUUAGACAUCAAACUCAGAGCCUGUAGCCAUGGAUGGGCUUUCUUCCAAGAACAAUGAAAGCACCUUUCCCACCUUUGAGGACUUGGACCACUUUCUGAACAAGCACAACUCAAACUUCAUCUGGCUCCUUGUUGCCACCAUUCUGUCCUGUGGAUGGAUCAUCUAUUUAACUUAUUACAACUCGCGCAACAUCGGCCUCAUCCUCACCCUCAUCAUCAACCGACUCUACAAGGAUGGCUACAUUCACAUCGGCUCUUUUUCCUUCUCUGUGCUGUCAGGCAAAGUCAUGUUCAGAGACGUUUACUACAUCAACCAAGACAUGUCUAUCAGGAUACAGGAUGGCUUUCUCAUCUUUCGUUGGUGGAAAAUGUACAACCCGAAACAGAAGCAGCACGACCCCAAAGCAGAGACCAGGCUUUACGUAACAGUCAAUGGCUUUGAGUUUCACGUCUACAACCGGACAGACCUUUACACACGGCUUCAGGAGACAUUUGGGCUGGAACCUACACUGUUAACACCCAAGAAGGACGAGGAGAGGGGACGUGAAGACAGGAGCCAGACCCUGGAAAGCGUGAACAUCAAAGCAGAAAGUUCAGACCCCACGUCAUCCUGGCGCUCUCUCAUUCCUGUCAUCAAAGUCAACAUCAGCACUGGGCGCCUGGCAUUUGGAAACCACUGCCUCCCCCAGACUCUGUGUUUGAGCUUCGAAGAUGCCUUCUUGACGUACGCCACCAAACCUCCAUCCAGCCACCUGGACCAGUACAUGCACAUUGUCAAAGGAUCACUGGAGAAUGUCCGUGUCAUGCUGGUUCCCAGUCCCCGCUACCUGGGCAUGCAGAAUGAUGAACCGCCCAGACUGAUGGGUGAAGGCUUUGUGGUGAUGCAGUCAAACGAUGUUGAUAUCUACUAUUACCAGGAUGAACCAGGUCUGGUUCCUGUGGAGCAAGAGGGUGCGGAGGAGGCAGAGACUAGCAGUGAGGAUGAUAAGCUGCAGGACCUUCCUCCGUGCUGGGGUCUGGAUAUUGUCUGUGGAAAAGGAACUGAUUUCAACUAUGGACCCUGGGCAGAUCGCCAGAGGGACUGUCUUUGGAAGUUCUUCCUGCCAGCUGACUACCAGGCCAUGAAAGUGACUGAGGUCGCCCAGCCGGGAAAACCCAGGCAGAUCCAGGCUUUCGAGCUCCGCAUGAACAUCAUCGCUGACGCCACCAUCGAUCUGCUUUUCACCAAAAACAGGGAAACCAAUGCCAUCCAUGUGAAUGUAGGUGCAGGCUCUUACCUGGAAGUCAACAUCCCCAUGACGGUUGGAGAGAACGGCUACUCUCCCACCAUCAAAGGUCAGCUGCUUCAUGUGGACACCACCAGCAGCAUGCAGUAUAGGACUCUUCUGGAGGCUGAGAUGUUGGCUUUCCAUGUGAUAGCAAGCUAUCCCCGGGUGUGGAACAUGCCGCAGUCAUGGCAGUGUGAGAUUGAGGUGUACAAAGCCACCUAUCACUUCAUUUAUGCCCAGAAAAACUUCUUCACCGAUUUGAUUAAGGACUGGGCGAGUGACAGCGCCCCUGAUAUCUACUCCUUUGUGCCCUAUUCAUGGAAGUUCAAGAUCCUCUUCCACCAGUUUGAGAUGAUCUGGGCGGCAAACCAACACAACUGGAUUGACUGUUCCACCAAGCAGCAAGAGAAUGUGUACCUGGCAGCCUGUGGCGAGACGCUCAAUAUUGACUUCACUCUGCCUUUCAAUGAGUUUGUUCCAACCACCUGCCAUACCCGCUUCAGCCUGGGGGCGGAAGAUACAGACAUGCGACUGUCACUGCCAGAGUGCCACCCGAGCCGCUACCCCCUCCUCACCCUGGCCAAAGACUACCAGAACGUCAAACUGCCCCCUGAUAUGUUCAUGUCAGGGGAGAGUCACGGAGCUCCCCCUCCAAAACCCAAGUCCCGCUGGAGGAACAUCACCCACGCAGAAGCUGGCUGGGUGGACUGCUGGAGCGUGCCAAACUUCUUGCUUAUCAUCGACUACACCUGGCAUCCCAUUUAUCCCCAGAAGGCUGAUGAGCAACUCAAGCAGUCAUCAGUGUCUGAGAUGGAGGAGUCCAUGCUUUCAGCUUUGCGACCCCCAGAGCACACCUCAGCGCCCCACAACGCCCCGCCACGCUACACCUCCGCGUCUGCUUCGGCCGCCAGCAGCCGGGCUCCCACUGACCCCUCCGAGCUGCCUCCUGACAGACUUCAUGUGGAGAUGGAAAUGUCCCCAGAUUCUCAAAUCCUUCUCUACGGGCCUUUGCUUCGAGCCCUGAUCUCCAUCAAGGAAAAUUACUUUGGUGAGGAUGACAUGUACACAGACUUUGAGGAGGCAUUGUCCAGCCCAGUGUUGUCUACAUCAACCUCCUCAGGCCUUGGCUGGUCUCCUCUGGGGAUGGAAGACAGUGAACAGAAAGAAAGUUCAAACAUCCAUCCCCUAGACCUGCGACCCUGGGACAUCACAGUGCUCAUAAACCUCUACAAAGUCCACGGCCGGCUGCCGAUACACUGCAGCAGUGAAGGUCCUGAGGGUCCAUCUGGCUUCCUGGAGCGGCUGUGCUUUGAGAUGAAAAAGGGUUACAAGGAAACCAAGCUUCAGAUGCUCUUGUCUCCAGUUCACAUCUUCAUUAGUGACAACUACCAGCGUCCUACGGCGGAUGGAGUGUUGCGGGACGGACACCUGAGCCUGUCUGGCCUUCAGAUGAGGGCGCACGCCAUGUUCUCCGCUCAGGGCCUCCCUCUGGGUAGCGACACACUGGAGUACGCCUGGCUCAUUGACAUGCAAGCUGGUGGGCUCACCGGCAGGGUCACUGUACCUCAGGUGGCCAGCAUGAUCGAAUGGGGUGAGAGCUUCCUUUUCCACGUUGUGUCUCGAGAGUUCCAGCUCGAACAACCCAAACCUUCUGUCAUCUGCCAGCAUGGAGUCGAUCGUCGCAUCUGUGAUGCCAAGCUGAGCUGCCUGCCAGGUCACUGUCGCACAUCAGAGGAGCUGAAGUACACCAUGACACGGCUGGCCAUGGAUGGAGUCGACCUCUUCAUCGUGGAACAUGGCUGUGCUGCUAAUAUCAAGACGGGUGUUGUCCGUAUAGCCAACUGUAACCUGCACAACCAGGCAGUGGGGGAGGGUAUCAGCGCUGUGGUGCAGGACUUAAACAUCCGUCAGUACAUUGAACAGCAGCAGCAGCAACACAGCGAGGCUGCCAGGCUGCUGCUGGCCGGGCAAGGUCAAGGUCCAGGUCAGCCGUUGGGUCUCGGUCAGCCCCCUUUGCUGCGGCGUUCUGUCUGGCUGGAGGCAGGUUCAGUCAACCUGAACCUCAUCACAGCAGAUAUUGCCCUGGCUGCUGACCACCCAGCCAAAUGUGAAGUCCAGAGGCAUUUUCUGGAACUGCAUGAUGCUCAGACCAAAAGACUUUGGUUCCUGUGGCCGGAAGACGCCAGCAUUCGCAAUAAGCGAAGCAGGAACCGGUGCGGCUGCCUGGGAGGAUGCAGGUUCUUUGGAGGUACCAACAUGGGCCUGGACUUCUUCAAGUUAGAGGAGCUGACACCCUCCUCCUCAUCUGCAUUCUCCUCUUCCAGCACUGAGUCAGACAUGUGCUAUGGCCAAUCAUUGCUGCAGCCUGGGGAGUGGAUCAUCACAAAGGAAACUCCAAAAGUGGAUGGGAGGGUCGUAGGUCUGAAGACAGGGACACAUUCUCCCUGUUUGCCGCCUGAGGUGCCUGAGAGGCGUGGACAGCAACACCUCAGCCUCCAGGUGCCCCAGCGCUCCCACAGCUCUGCCUCUUCCUCAGAAGAAAACAGCUCCUCCAGUGCAGCCUUACCCCUGCUGGCUGGAGAGAGAGAUUCCCCCUCACCAAGCCAUGAGGAACGCUUGUUCCCCGUGAAUGGAAAAAUCCCUGUUGAAACCCUGGGGGAAGUCCCUGAGGUCUCUCCAGUCUCACCCAACAGCUCCCAGGAUCGCUCCACAGUGCGCUCACCCCUCUGCUCCCCUCUUAAACGGCAGUCAUCCGUUCACUCCAGUCGGCUGGGCAGCACCAAGAGCCUAUCAGCUGCAGUAUUCACUGAAAAACCUCCUCCAGUGCUCUCUGGAGGCGUGCAGUUCAGCAGCGAGGUUUCCCGCAGCGACGAGAACGUCCUGGAUUCUCCUCGUCAGCGGAGAAGCUACGGCUCCUUUCCCUUCACCCCUUCGGCGGACUCAAACACUUUCCAUCAGUACCGCUCAGCAGACUCCAGCAUGUCAGUGGCCGACAGCGAGGCCUACUUCUCUGCCGCGGAAGACUUUGAGCCGAUCAGCAGUGCGGACGAGGGUCCGGGGACGUACCCAGGCCGCAAGAAGAAGAGGAGGCAGCAGAUGCAGCAGCCGCAGCAGCCUCCGUAUCACAUGGAGAACUACAGCCGGAGUUCCAUCUACCACAGCGUUGAAGGUCCUCUUACCUAUGUUCUUAAUGGGGAGCUGAUCACUGAGCCCCGUCCUCUGCCGCCACCCCCAACACUUCCCCCACUGCCGCCCCAUCCAUUACCCAGCCACACAUCUCAGGCAUCCUUCGUCUCAGCUCUAGCUAUGGAGGAGGAGAGCUCAGUGGAGGCUGAAAAGACAGCCGAACCAGGUCCUGUAACUCGACAGCCCCACGUCAUGGCAUGCUACCAGAACUACCUAGCCCACUAUCAGGUGUCAAAUUGGUCUGUCAAGCAGCCGACCAAUAAACGGACCUCUAAGUCUUCUUUACAUCGUCCUCUUGAUCUGGACACGCCUACCAGUGAGGAGAGCUCCGCCUCUUUUGACCAGCUGUCAGUCCCCAGCUUCAAGGUGAUAAAGAAGGGCCUCUCAGCCAGCUCUCUUCUAGAUAGAGGAUUGCAACUAAUGGGAGAAAACAACAGCACACCUUAUACUCCCUUGGAUAAGAGGGCCAUGGAGAACACGGAUGAGGACACGAUGACAGAUGAUUGGACACUGGAGCAGCCUUUGACCCAGACCAGAACCACUGCCAUUGUGGAGGUUAAAGGGGCCAUCAAUGUGGUUCUCACACCCCUUGUGGCUGAAUCCCUGGACAGGUACAUUGAGUCUAUGGUCCACUUUGCUAGUAUCCGACAUCCAGCAGCCAUCCUGGAUGAUCUGCAUGGCAAAGUUAUGAAUGAAGCCUAUCAGAUCAGCAAGUCCACAGUCACUGAGUCUAGCCAAGCAGGCAAGCAGGAGCACAAGCUGUCUAAGACAGAGGGCACAACCCCUGGCUCGCUCAACAUCUCCCACGGGCAGACAGAGCUGUCCAUCAAACCGGAUAACGUGAAAAUCAAAGGCCUUCAAGCCAACGUCUCAGUUCCCAAGGUGAACCUCUGCCUCCUGCAGGCCUCUGUAGAGGAAGGGUCACCGUCUUGCUCCAAUAAGUGUGUCACACAUGUGUCUCUGGUGGCGCUGUGCUUUGACAGGAUUGCCACCCAGUUCAGAAUGAACAGGGGUAUUGUAGAAGAGACUCCAAACACCACAGAGCAUGGCCGACCCUCAGUCAUGUUGGAGAAGUAUGCAUCAGCCACAAAGAUGCAGCCUCAGUCUUCUGGCUCAUUGCGCUCCAACGCCGGCAUCGAGAAAGGCAAAGAGAUUGCUGCAAGGCUCAAUAUCCACAGAAUUCACAGCCAGCUGCGAGGCCUGGACUCCACAGACAUUGGCACAUGUGCUAUCACAGCUAUCCCUUUUGAGAAGUCCAAAGUGCUGUUUGGCCUGGAAGAAAUGGAAGAGUUUUCAUUAGUUGAUGAAACCGAUGCUCAGGCUGCAGCAAGUGAUUUGAGUCGUUCUUCCACAUCUGUUGAAAAAUGGGGCUGGAUCAUGUUCGAAUGUGGCAUAGAGAACCUCACCGUCAAGGGGGGCCGUCAGUCAGGAGCUAUUCUUUACAAUGCGUUUGGUGUGAUGGGUCGCUCGGAUACUGGAGGGAAGACUGGAAUGUCCAAGUCUAAUGGCUCAACCGGCUCUCAGACAGGAAGUGGUUACAGCACUGACGUGUCUGAUGAAAACUUGCCACACGAUGCCGUCAGUCCUGCUUCAGAUGCCAACGAGAACUCGGAUUCAGACGACCAGGAUGAAGGAGUCGAAUCUGACGACCUGAAGAAAGACCUCCCUCUCAUGCCUCCUCCACCUGAUUCCAGCAGCAUGAAGCUGACCAUCAGAGAGAUCUGGUUCAGUUUCGCUGCUCCCACUAAUGUGCGCUCACCUUCACAGGCCAUAUCCAGGCAGUUGAAUCUGCUCAGCACAGCCACACCAGCCAUUGGAGCUUGGCUGGUUCCCAUUGACCAGCUUAAAUCUUCGCUCCGUAAACAGGACAUGGAGGGCACACUGCGCUUGUGUGCUGUUAUGGGCUGCAUCAUGACAGAAGCUCUCGAAAAAAAGAGCAUCCACAUCCCGAUUCGCAGCAAGUACAACCGCGUGACGAAACGUGCUCGCUACCUGCAUGAGAAUCCCUCUUGUAUGCUUUGCAACAUCCUUCACCGCUACCUGCAACAAGCUGACUACUCUGUCAUAGAAGAGGCCACCAUGAAUGAUGGGGUCCCAGCCCUGGUGACUCUGAAGAAGGGCCUGGUAGCUUUGGCCAGACAGUGGAUGAAAUUCAUUGUUGUAACUCAAGGUUUUAAGGCCAUUGGUCUAAUGAAACCCAACCAGCUAACCAAACCCAAGGAGCCUCAGCAGAUCCAAGGCGACACAAUCCUAGGCCUGGACAAUGGAGCUGCACUGCAGAGUGACACCAGCGCUGAUGGAGCUGAGUUUGAAUUUGAUGCAGCCACAGUGAGUGAACACACCAUGUUGCUGGAGGGAGCAUGCAGCCGUCCCCCACCUAAAGAAGCAAACUCUGGUCCCGUCAGCGGAGUGGAGAUUAUGAGGAAACUUUCCAAGUCCCACACACACAGCGAGUCUGCACUUAGAAUAAAGGGUUCCCAUCCCUACCAGUCACUGAGUUACACCAGCGGUGACACGGCAGCUGACUCACCCGCACAUGUGAGCCGUGCAGGCCUGCCAGCCAAAGACAGCCCCAGGAAGGAGAGUCUCCUGAGCAACCUGACAGGCAGCUUUCGGAGUCUUCACAACUUGCUGGAGGGCACGCCUCAGAGGAACGAGCCGUCAGCCGCCACCGCAGCCAAGAGCAGCUCCCUCACCCGCACAGGGACAGACAUGCUGACCGAGCACCCGCUCCUGUCUGAGCCCUCUUCUGUCAGUUUUUACAACUGGAUGUCCAACGCUGUGGGCAGCCGGACUGGAGGUGCAGCCCAGGAGUCCCCGGUCAACCGCUCCCAGCACAACAGCCUACAGACAGGUGGAAUGUGUAACCUUCCCACUAUCCCCUCGGCAUCAGACUUUAAUACAGUGCUGUCCAGCGACCAGAACACCCUGGAUGGGGACCAUUCCCAGCAUUCCCAGCACAGCACAAGCCAGGACGAUAUGGUGGACAUUGAGGAGGGCAACCAGUGUCCAGCUGCUGUUCAGCUGGCUGAUGCUCAGGUUGUUUUUAAACCCUUACUGAGCUACACAGGCAUCCAGGCCCAAGAUACCACUCCACUCAGUUACAAGAUGUAUUUUGGAGAGCAUCUGUCUUUUUCUGGCAACCUAGACUGUCUCAGAGCAGACAUCGUUGACUCUGAUACAUCUAAAGAGCGCAAAAACAAGCGAUCCAGGAGACAAGGCAUGGUGAACCUUCCUCCACUUGAGUUCAAGCCUGCACUGCUGAUCGAGACCUUCAGUGUGAAUGCCGUGGUGAUCGAGAAGUCGACCAGUGCACCGCAGGGCCCGACUGCAGCUCCACUGUCCUUCCACGACCUCAACCGGCGCCACUAUAACACAUUUCACUGCGAUUUCACCACCGCCUGCCAGGCCAUCAGCCAGCGUGUUGAUAUGGCCCUGGUACGUCUCAUUCACCAGUUCAGCACCAUGAUCGACGACAUCAAGGCCACGCAGACUGACAUCAAGCUAAGCCGCUACACUGCCGGCUCCGCCUCCCCGACGCCGACCUUCAAGGCCCGGCCAUACCGCCACUUCAGGUCCUCAGAGUUCAGCCGCAGCUCCCGGGGAAGCCUGAACGGGGCGGGUCGCAGCGGAACGCAAACCCUGAAGAGCAAAAGAGGGGUAGGCGGAGGAGCAGGUGGAGGAGGAGCAGGAGGUAGCGGUUUACCUCCUAAUGGGCCUCCAUCAGGCAUGGACACGCUGGGAAGAAGAGAGCCCAGAGGACGCAGCUCCCUUGGACGUUCAGAGCGACGUACUUCUAAGGUGUCAAGGAAGGGCUCCCGUGACGUAGCUGACCACAUGGCGAUCCAGAUGGACGACUCUGACUCCAUCACAGUGUCAGAGCAGAGUGAGCCGUCAGCAGAAUGUUGGCAGAACAUGUACAAGCUGCUCAACUUCUACUCCCUCAUAUCGGAUCCCACUGGCAUCCUGGAGAAGAGCUCCCCGGAGAACUGCCUUUCAGAAGGUGGGCGUCGUCCCUCCGAGUCGCUCUGUAAAGUGAUCUUCGAGAACGAGCAGCAGGAACCCACCACACCCAACAAGCCAAUGGGGGGGGGCGGAAGGCGUCGCAGCCUGGUAAGCUCCGAGCCGCAACACGUCACGCUCAUAGUGUUUGGCAUCGGCAUGGUGAACCGCACACACCUGGAGGCGGAUAUCGGCGGGCUGACCAUGGAGGCAGAACUCAAGAAAAUCCACGGGAGCUUCACCCUGAAGGAGAAGAUGAAAGAUAUUCUUCAUCAGAAAAUGACAGAGACGUGUGCAUCGGCUCACAUAGGAGGAGUAAACAUCGUUCUGCUGGAGGGCAUAACACCUGACAUUCAACUGGAGGAUUUCCCAACAUCUCCCACCAGCACUGCUAAACAAGAGUUUCUAACGGUCGUCAAAUGUAACAUCGCCAAAUCCCAGGCCAUGUAUAGCGCCCAGCGGGGACUUAAGACCAACAAUGCUGCCGUCUUCAAAGUGGGGGCUAUUAUGAUCAACAUCCCUCAGCAUCCAGCGACUCUGCACAGCAUGAUGGUGCGCAGCUCCCACCAGCUCUCCAAACAGAUCUCUGACCUCAUCCGCCAGCCCUCAAACGUCCAACCUCCAAAUAGAGAGGAUACCCCCACUCCACAACCAUCUGACAAAGCAUCUAGCAUCAAUCAGACCCCCGUUGAGGCCAAUGAGUUCCCACAGCUUCCUGAAGGCUUGGAGAAAAAGCCUAUAGUCCUCAAGUUCAGCGCCAUGAUGGACGGCAUCACCAUCGGGGCUGCAUUGUUGCCCUCACUGAAAGCAGAGUACAAAAUGGGCCGCAUGAAGAGCCAUGGCAUGACAGGAGCACAAACUAGUUUUACCUUUGAGCUGCCAAACCACAGACUUUGCUUCCAGUCGAAAGUGUCUCCUGUGGACAUGUCAACCAUGUCGCCAUCAGCCAGCCUCACUCUGCCUCCAGUCACAAUGUCAGGAGAGUAUAUCAUGGAGGACCAUGAAAGCCACUCGGAUCAGGGCUGGGCACCAGAUGACUUUCCAACAAAGCAAGGAAACUACCUGCAAGGCAACUACCUGCGCUGUGUGGCUGAAAUCGGUUCAUUUGAGCACAACCUGACCACAGACCUGCUCAACCACCUAGUUUUUCUUCAGAAGGUUUUCAUGAAGGAAGUCAAUGAAGUCAUUCAGAAGGUUUCAGGAGGAGAGCAACCCAUCCCACUGUGGAAUGAGCAUGACACUUCAACAGAUGCAGACAAGCCGAAAAUCCUGCUUUAUUCUCUCAGUCUCAUGUUCAAGGGGAUCCAGAUGACGGCGACCACUCCCUCAAUGCGGGCUGUGCGCUUUGAGACGGGCCUGAUUGAACUGGAGCUGUCCAACAGGAUCCAGUGCAAGACUCAGCCAGGAGGCAGCAGCAGUUACCUCAAACUCUUCGGCAAAUGUCAGGUGGACCUGAACCUGGCGCUCGGACAGAUAGUCAAACAUCAGGUGUAUGAAGAAGCCGGCUCUGACUUCCACCAGGUGGCGUACUUCCGAACUCGGAUCGGUCUCCGGAACGCACUGCAGGAGGAAAUUAGCGGCUCCUCGGACAAGGAGGCUGUACUCAUAACACUUAACAGGCCAAUUGUUUUUGCACAGCCUGUGGCGUUUGACCGAGCUGUGCUCUUUUGGUUGAAUUACAAGGCAGCAUAUGACAACUGGAAUGAGCAGCGCCUGGCCCUGAACAAGGACAUUCACAUGGCCACCAAAGAGGUGGUGGACAAGCUGCCAGGCAUUCAGCAAACCUCAGCCCAGGCGUUCAGCACCCUCUUCCUGCAGCUGACUGUCAACGACCUGGGUAUAUGCCUCCCAAUUACCAACACAUCCCAGAAAGGACAAGCACCUGUUGGGCAGGAGGGCAACAACUCUGAAGCUGGAGCCAGCUCAUCAGCGGGCCAGCAAAACAAUGCACGAAAAGCCAAUCACAGCAUAGACUUUGACACUGGCUCAGCUCUGGUUCUGACCAUUGAGAGCACGCUGAUCACCGCCUGCUCCUCCGAGUCCCUGGUGAGCAAAGGGCACUUUAAGAAUUUCUGCAUUCGCUUUGCGGAGGGCUUCGAGACCUCCUGGGAUGACUGGAAACCUGAAAUCCGGGGAGACCUUGUCAUGAAUGCUUGCGUUGUUCCAGAUGGCACAUAUGAAGUGUGUUCCAGGACCACAGGGCAGCCUUCUGCAGAGAGCAGCAGCGCUGGUACCUGGACUCUUAAUGUGCUUUGGAAAAUGUGCGGGAUUGACGUUCACAUGGACCCCAACAUCGGCAAGCGCCUCAACGCUCUGGGCAACACAUUAACGUCACUGACAGGCGAGGAGGACGUCGACGACAUCACUGACCUGAACUCCAUGAAUAUGGCAGAUCUGUCAGAUGAGGAUGAAGCUGACACCAUGUCGCCAACCCUCCACAUGAGUCAAGAGAGCCAGUUCAGCCCUCGGCUGACCUUAAGGAAGCGUCUGGUAAACCGCAUCCUGGGCCUCAGCCCCAGGCCUCAGAGUGUAUCUGUCCCUGCUGACUACUUAAACUGUCCAUCGCCUAGCCUUCAAGCGGGCAGUGCCAGGCCCCAAAGACCCCUCUCCUGGUCCUGUGAGACCAUCGAUUUCCGGAGACAGAUGGCGAUGGGAAACCAGGUGAUUGACGCUCGGGGGAGGAAGUUCACCAAGAGGGUGGUGGACAUUCGUGAGCUGAACGAGCAGGCCAAAGUCAUUGAUGACCUCAAGAAAUUGGGAGCCAGUGAGGGCACCAUCAACCAGGAGAUUCAGCGCUACCAGCAGCUGGAGUCGGUGGCCGUCAAUGACAUCAGGAGAGACGUCAGAAAGAAACUGCGUCGCUCCAGCAUGAGGGCAGCAUCCCUGAAGGAUAAGUGGGGUCUUGGUUACAAGCCAAGCUACAACCGCUCCAAAAGCAUCUCUGCAGCAGCAGGACGGCCGCCUCUAAAACGGAUGGAUCGACAAAGCUCCAGAAUCGGAGAUAUGGACGAUUUACCAGAUAUCCGUGUGGAUGCAUCCUCUCCUGGACCACGGGUCACCUUCAACAUCCAGGACUCGGCUUCGGACCCUGCAAAUGAACCUGUCAGUCCAGAAGAGGUGUUCAAGUUUCCUGAGGAGUCAGAGGGGGACCUCUUGUCAAUCACCAUUGAUGAAACAUUCCAUCCUCAUCAUCAUCUUCACCUCCAUUCUUCAUCUGCUGUUGAGGGCCAGCAGUCAGCUCUCAGUGCACCUGCAACCCCUGCUGUCUUCUCACCCACAAUUCCCUUCCAGCACGAUGACAUGAGGCGCGACGACCUGUCCUCUUCCUCCUCCGAAGACUCCGAGAAGGAGGACGAGUUUGAGCGCGAGAGGCUGCCAAGCUACCGCAGGCCUUUCCAAGCAUCUCACAAGAAGUCCUCAGGCUUUUCUGCUGUUAGUCAGCUGUUCAGCGAGCGCUGGCCGAGCACGCCAGCCAACCGCAGCUUCAGUGGCCCAGCAACCGAAAGAAACAUCGACUUUGAGCUUGAUAUCCGGGUGGAGAUUGAUAGCGGGAAGUGUGUCCUUCACCCAACUACUCAGCAGCCAGAGCAUGAGGAUGUUGCUCUCAGGAGGAGCUGUGAACGAAGCCUCAGGAGUCUGGACCAGGAGUCUCCCCCCAAGAAGAAGAAGCUGCAGCCCACCUACACCUCCACCACUCAUCUCCUGGCUGGAAAGAAAUGUCCCUCCUCUUUGCAGACCAAAUCCAAUGACAUGGAGACCACAGUUUUCUACAUUCCAGGAGUGGACGUUAAGUUGCACUACAACUCCAAAACCCUGAAGACGGAGUCGCCCAACGCAUCACGCGGAUCCUCUCUCCCUCGCACUCUCUCCAAAGAGUCAAAGCUGUAUGGUAUGAAAGAUAGCAGCCCUACAACCCCCCCCAAUGCUGUCCAAAGCAAGACUAACUCGCUCCUACCUCCCCUGCCCCCACCUAUUCCAUCAGCCAAAGGUAAAAGCAGUGGAGGUGUAAAGACAGCUAAGCUGUACGCCUGGGUCGCCCUCCAGACUCUGCCAGAGGAAAUGGUCAUUAGUCCCUGUCUGCUGGAUUUCCUAGAAAAGGCUCUGGAGACCAUUCCUAUCACUCCUGUGGAUAGAAACUAUGCUGCCGUGGCAUCGCAGGAAGAGGACAUGGGUCAGUUUGAUACGGUGGAACCGCUAGAGGAAUCAGCCACCUCCUUGGUUUCCUCCUCCACAUCAGCCUACUCCUCCUUCCCUGUGGAUGUGGUCGUCUACGUCAGAGUCCAGCCCUCUCAGAUCCGCUUCAGCUGCCUGCCCAUGUCUCGGGUGGAGUGUAUGCUCAAGCUGCCCUCUUUAGACCUGGUCUUCUCCUCCAACCGUGGAGAACUGGAGACCCCAACAGGGGCCCACUCAACAGAAGGAGCACACCAACCCUCUUCCACUCCACCUGGGCAACAUAUCCCCAAAAUACCUCCCAGCAAAGCAUCUCCGUUGCUUGGGAGCCCUCUUGGCAGGAGCCGACACAGCAGCAGCCAGUCCGAUCUCACCACCCCCCCCAGUAACUCCUCAGGCCUCAGCUUCACUGCCUGCAUGUCGGACUUCUCCCUCUACGUCUUCCAUCCUUACGGCGCCGGAAAGCAGAAAUCAGCUGUUACAGGCCUGCCUCCGGGCCCGGGUCCAUUAGGUACAGUAGAUGAGGAGCCGUCUUCAGUGACGGGAAGGAAAGACUCUCUGAGUAUCAACCUGGAGUUUGUGAAGGUCAGCUUAUCCAGGAUGAGGCGCACCGGAGGUCCCACCUUUAUUGAAAGCUUCGUUCCUAAAGGAGGCAAAAUGGACACCACCCUCAUCAACAUCUCGGCCGUGUGUGACAUUGGAUCAGCUUCUUUCAAGUAUGACAUGAGACGACUGAGCGAGAUCCUGGCUUUUCCGAGAGCCUGGUACCGGCGCAGUAUCGCCAGGCGCCUCUUCCUGGGGGACCAGACCAUCAACCUGCCAGCCUCUGGCCCUGCCACCCCCGACUCAGUUGAAAACAUCACCCAGCAUCUCUCCCCUGAGUCCAGCCGGAAAGCUUACUGGAGGACCUGGGAUGGUAGCACCGGCACUCAGCACAUGCCCCAAUCCCCCAGUGUCUUUUCAGAGCACUCUGCCGGGAGCAACAUGUCCCCAGGCGGCCUGGGCCACCUCAAAUCUCCGGCACCCGGCCGCACCCGGAGCGUGUCAGACUCCUCUGCUCCCCGGAGAGAUUCUGUGUCAAAAACUUCCACGCCUUCAUUUGGGAAAAACGGGAAGUCAGCUGGUCAGCAGGGGUCUCCCUGGGAGACGUUAGUGGUGUUCGCCAUCAACUUGAAACAGCUCACCGUCCAAAUGAACAUGAGCAACGUCAUGGGAAACAACACCUGGACGACCAGCGGGCUGAAGAGUCAGGGCCGACUGUCUGUCGGCAGCAACCGCGACCGAGAAAUCAGCAUGUCUGUCGGCCUCGGACGCUCCAAGCUUGACUCCAAGGGAGGAGUGGUGGGUGGCAACAUAGACGUGAACACCCUGGAGAUGGUCUCACACAUCUCCGAACACCCGAACCAGCAGCCCAGUCACAAGAUCCAGAUCACAAUGGGCUCCACAGAGGCGCGAGUGGACUACAUGGGCUCCAGUAUCCUGAUGGGAGUGUUUAGUAAUGCCGACCUGCAGCUGCAGGACGAAUGGAAGGUCAACCUCUGCACCGUUGACACCAGCAUUUCAGAGAAAAGUGAGAUCUUUGUCCACGGGGACUUGCAAUGGGACAUUUUCCAAGUGAUCAUUUCACGCUCCACCACUCCAGACCUCAUCAAGAUUGGCAUGAAGCUACAGGAGUUUUUCACUCAGCAAUUCGACACCAGCAAACGCGCCCUCUCCACAUGGGGCCCUGGUCCCUACCUGCCCCCGAAAACCCCCAUCAUCAACAGCGAGAAAGGAGCUGCAGAACUUUACAUGGACGCGGCCCAUCACCGCCAUUGGCCCGGGGUGCUGAAGGUAAUCGCCGGCUGCCACAUCUCCCUCUUCCCGAUGCCUCUGCCUGAAGAUGCCGUACAGCUGGGCGGCUCGAUGAGCCUCCACGGGAAUCACAUGACACUGGCCUGCUUCCACGGGCCCAACUUCCGCUCCAAGUCCUGGGCUUUGUUUCACCUGGAAGAGCCCAACAUCGCCUUCUGGACGGAGGCACAGAAGAUCUGGGAGGAUGGCUCCAAAGACGACUCCACCUACAUCGUGCAGACGCUGGACUUUCACCUCGGUCACAACACCAUGGUGACAAAACCAUGCGGCGCCCUUGAAAGCCCAAUGGCCACCAUAACUAAAAUCACUCGCAGGCGCCAUGAAAACCCUCCACAUGGAGUCGCCACAGUCAAAGAAUGGUUCAACUACGUCACUGCCAUGAGGAACGAAGAGCUUAACUUGCUCAGAAACGUGGAGGCCAACAACCAAGAGAGCGGCGCGGCAGCCAAAAGCUCCAGUCUGCUGAGCAGCUUCCGCAGCUCCUCCAGCUACAACCAUGAAACCGAGACCAUCUUUGCACUUCCCAGGAUGCAGCUGGACUUUAAGUCCAUUCACGUACAAGAUCCAGAUGAGCCAUCGCUAACAGACUCAAACAGCAAACCCAAAGUGGAGUGCAGCGUGGUGACCGAAUUCACCGACCACAUCUGCGUCACCAUGGAUGCAGAGCUGAUCAUGUUCCUUCACGACCUGGUGUCGGCCUACCUGAAAGAGAAAGAGAAAGCUCUUUUCGCCCCGCGGAUGUUUGCAGCUCGGCCGGGCCAGAAGAGCCCCACGGCCCUGCACGACGAAAGCUCCACCGACAAGGACAAGGACAAGGACAAGGACAAGGACGACACCAUCAACUACACCACAGUGGACUGGCGGGAGUUCAUGUGCAACACCUGGCACCUGGAGCCAACUCUCAGACUCAUCUCCUGGACCGGGCGGAAGAUCGACCCUGUCGGCGUGGACUACAUCUUGCAGAAACUGGGUUUCCACCACGCAAGGACUACCAUUCCCAAGUGGCUGCAGAGGGGCGUGAUGGACCCGCUGGACAAAGUCCUAUCAGUGCUCAUCAAGAAACUGGGCACCGCCCUGCAGGACGAGAAGGAGAAAAAAGGCAGAGACAAAGAGGAACACUGAGGAAACCAAACACUCAACACUGGAAUCAAAGCUGAGCAAACAAACACUGGAUUACUGUAUUAAAAUAACUGUACAUUAAUUCACACACUAAACCCUGUGAGUUUCUGCGUAGUUGUUUACCACCGGGCUCGCUUUUGCAGCUCGGACUAAAGCGUUUUGCACCGAUCUUCUUUUCUGUACAUUUUGAACAACUUAGCUAAUGUUAGUAUUUCUUGACUGCUUUAAGACCCUGCUCCGUUCUACCUGUUGUAAAUGAGCUCACUGAAACCGCUUAAAAUUUUAAUUUAAAGCCUAUCAGUAGUUCAUGAGAAAUGACUUCUUAAACCAUUGCCUUUUCUUUGUUUCCCAUGGAACACAUGGUAGGUAUGCUUUAUGUAUUUUAUAGUGUAGCUUUAUGAUAUUUAAGACCAGUUCAGUGACGUGUUCUUGAUUUUUGACAUGAACAAGGAAAUACUGGGUUUCACCACGUCAUCUGCUCUUUCUCAACAAUGAUUGUAAUUAUAAUUUGAACCAAGAUGAUUAUUUAUGGCUAUGGGGAAGGCAGAGUCGAUAUGUCUCAGCUUGGUGUGUCAAGCUUGUUUUUGUCCUUUUUUUAAUCCACACAGUAGAACCAGUGUACAUAGUUAAAUUUCUUAAAUGUGUUGAUUUCUUAACUUAAUAAAACUGUUGCCAUUCAGUUUUAAAUGAGAAGGUUUUUUGUGGUUUUCUUGCAGGAAUAAAUUAUGCAAAUUCGUAAUUAUGUCCACAAAAUGAGAUUAAUAUCCACUGCAAACGGCUACAGAGGAAAUCAUCUUUCCUCUCUAGACCAGCAUGUUAUACUCGGGAUGGAUUGUACGUCAAACAUUUCAACUUCCCAGCUCUUCUCCUGUUUUGUUCGACACUUGGUCUUCGUAUAUUCAUAGUUUUUAUUUGCCGCACAGUUCAGAGUUUUAAAUAACUGAAUGUGUGACAGCCAUCUCUGCAUGUGGGACAUUUUAACAGCUUACAGCAUCGCAGGAUUUCCUCUUAGAAAAAAAAGUGGAAGCUCAUGGCAAAAAAACUAAAAAUAAGCAUUUUUAGCACCCAGAAAGGAAAAGGGCUUAAAAAUAAAUAUGACCAGAUGAUAAAAACAACAAAAAUAAUAAAACUCAGAAAAUUUUCCUGUGUGUGUAAAGGCCUUUAGGGAUCUAAACGUGUUGGAAUAGUUUCUUUAAGUGUCAGUACUCUUUUAGAGCAGCUACCCUAUUCCUGAAAACAACAAGGUCCUCCCGGUUUCGACAUGAAUCUUGUGUGUGUGUCGUGUUGCAACACCUGUAUAAACAUCUGUCUGUCUUACAUCUUCUGGCUGUAUGGAGACAAUAAUAGACUAAAUGUGUUAACCAUUUUGGGAGUAACUUUGGGUACAAACAAAUGUUCAAAUCCACACAAAUUUUAAGCAAACGUUGAUUUAACAAACGAAACUUGAGUGAACAGUUGAAAUCUAGAUGACCCAGCUUUCCAUCAGCUCCUGAAUGCACCAUAUAUUGUUUAGUUAGAUAUUUUUAUUGAGUUUUCAUAGGUGAAACAAAAACACCCACAACCCUAACAACACUUCCACACAUCCAUGACGGGACAAAAAAAACAAAAAAACAAAGAUAGCUGAAAUAUGUAGCCUCAUGACAUGUCAUGUUACCUAUAUGUACAGACACAGAUACAAAUAAUAGGAACAGAUAGACAAAAUAAAAA
This is a messenger RNA of Melanotaenia boesemani (Boeseman's rainbowfish), 17433 nucleotides long. Its product is annotated as KIAA1109 ortholog. NCBI's taxonomy places the organism in Eukaryota, Metazoa, Chordata, Actinopteri, Atheriniformes, Melanotaeniidae. The coding region runs from base 157 to 15729 and encodes 5190 amino acids. The record is from RefSeq and is a predicted model, not a curated record. Gene Ontology annotation, biological process: synaptic vesicle endocytosis. The transcript has 91 exons.